AUGGGCAAGUCCAUUUGGCAAGAGAAUCCUGCACAGGAUGCCGACGUCUUCACAAUUGACACCAAAUUGGAAACUUUGUCCAAUGCGUGGAAAGAGUUCGUGAAGUCUGGCGACGAAUUGGCCAAAUACGACAAACUAGAGGGUUAUGUGGACCCUACCGAAGACUUCGGGAUAUACGAGGAGAAAUAUGAAAUAGCAAAUGCCCGCCUUAAGGCUUUACGAGCUGCCUUGGCUCCGUCUGGCAAGUUGGAAGAAAUCGGCGCGGCUGGCUCACAGCCGGUUGCAACACCGGCAACAAGAGAUUGUGAAUUACCAAAAAUCAACAUUAAGCCCUUCGGUGGUGAUUACAAGGAAUGGCAUGCCUUUAAAGACCUGUUUGAGAGUACCAUUCACGGAAAGACAACCUUGACGAAUAUCCAAAAGUUUCAUCACCUGAAGUCAUGCGUCAUAGGAGAAGCAGCGAUACUCAUCCAGCAUCUGCCCGUAGUGGAUGCAAAUUACGUCACUGCAUGGAAAUCAUUGAGUGAUCGAUAUGAAAAGCCCCGUUACUUGGCCAUUCUACACAGCGAAAUAGCUCAGAGCAACACCAAGGCAACUCAGGCCAGGCUUCUGAGGAGUCACCAGCGGCAUCAGCGAUAG
Drosophila willistoni is the source of this 639-nucleotide messenger RNA. RefSeq lists its product as uncharacterized. The coding region runs from base 1 to 639 and encodes 212 amino acids. The transcript is spliced from 4 exons. Lineage: Eukaryota; Metazoa; Arthropoda; Insecta; Diptera; Drosophilidae. The record is from RefSeq and is a predicted model, not a curated record.